GGGGUGUCAUGGUGGCUGCCGAUUCACCAUCACAAUCUGUCAAGAAAAUCAUCGAAAUAAACCCGUACAUGCUUGGUACGAUGGCUGGAGGAGCUGCUGACUGCCAGUUCUGGCACAGAAAUCUUGGAAUUAAGUGCCGUUUACAUGAAUUGGCUAACAAAAGAAGAAUUUCCAUUGCUGGAGCUUCAAAGCUGUUGGCCAACAUUCUGUAUUCUUACCGAGGAAUGGGUUUAUCUGUCGGGACUAUGAUUGCUGGCUGGGAUGAACAGGGCCCUGGUCUUUAUUAUGUCGACAGUGAAGGUGGACGACUUAAAGGCACCCGAUUCUCGGUUGGCUCGGGUUCUCCAUAUGCUUAUGGUGUUUUGGACAAUGGAUACCGUUUUGAUAUGUCGGUUGAGGAAGCUGCUGAGCUGGCAAGGCGAUCAAUCUAUCACGCGACUUUCCGUGACGGUGCCAGUGGUGGUGUUGCCAGCGUGUACCACGUUGGGCCAGACGGGUGGAAGAAGCUAUCAGGGGAUGAUGUUGGGGAACUUCAUUACCAAUACUAUCCAGUCGAGCCCACGUCAGUGGAACAUGAAAUGACUGAGAUUGCUAUUGCG
Messenger RNA from Striga asiatica, 599 nucleotides. Lineage: Eukaryota; Viridiplantae; Streptophyta; Magnoliopsida; Lamiales; Orobanchaceae. The record is from the annotation of a GenBank genome assembly.